This is a messenger RNA of Syngnathus typhle (broad-nosed pipefish), 2414 nucleotides long. It is a transcript of the gene g6fl, whose product is annotated as g6f-like. Gene Ontology annotation, molecular function: protein tyrosine kinase binding; MHC class II protein binding. NCBI's taxonomy places the organism in Eukaryota, Metazoa, Chordata, Actinopteri, Syngnathiformes, Syngnathidae. Bases 84 to 1718 code for a protein of 544 amino acids. The record is from RefSeq and is a predicted model, not a curated record. Gene Ontology annotation, biological process: positive regulation of ERK1 and ERK2 cascade; T cell activation; interleukin-15-mediated signaling pathway. Gene Ontology annotation, cellular component: external side of plasma membrane; membrane raft. The transcript is spliced from 10 exons.
UCAGGCUUUCGCACAGUGUUUCCUGUCAGAGGGUGUGCUACGUGUACCCUGUCUGGUGGCAAGACGCCCCCCCUCUUCCAAAAAUGCUAAUUUCAUCGACUGACGCUUUUCUUUGCUUCAAACAUGCAAUGGCGUGUUUUUUCAUCACCAAUCUUCUGCUCGUCGCCAUUUUAGAGCGUCACUACCUUGCCGAUGCCACAGGCCCCGAUGGCGACUGGGAUGAAAUUCUGGUGGAAAGGGAGCAGCAAGCCACCAUCUUGGAGUGCAUCCAUACACAAGUGAGGCCCGUCGUGAACAUCAACUGGAUGGCCAAGCCCCUCGGUGCAGACGAGUGGAAACUGCUGCUCUCGGCCAGCGAGCGCGACGAGUUCUCUGGCGGCGCCUCCAAGCCUUCUACGCGCCUGGCUGACCCCAACUUUGCACUCACGGGCAAUUUCUCGCUGCUCCUUCAACCUGCCAUGCGGGACGCCGGCCUCUACAUGUGCUUGGUCGAACAGCGAGGCGAGACCAUCAAGGAGAAGAUCAUCCUUUUAGCCAUCAUCACUGUAAGCAGCAACCCCCCCUCGCCCGUCCCUCGGAAUAGCAUUCUGCGCCUGAUCGCCAAAGUCACUCCAGAGUCGGCCUGUGAGCGGAUCUCCUGGCAUUCCCCAGCCGGCAGCUCCUUAAAGACAGCGCUCAAGCCCAUCGCCGGAUUUGUGACCAAAGUCCCCCGAGUCACGCUCGCCGACGCUGGCCCCUACGGGUGCACGGUUCACCCCGCGAGGAGCGGCAACGACACCGCCUUCACCUUUCCUGUGAGCAUCGCCGUCGACGCUGUCAGCGUGGCCUCCUACACCAGGGUGCAACACAGCCCACCCAUCUUCACCGCCACUCAAGCCAGGACUUCCUUCCCCCUGACCUGUCCCAGCGUGCAAGGGGACUGCGUCUCCCUCUACUGGAAAGGCCCCAAUUCGAACGAGAGCAAGCUGGUGUACCAACACGAUCGCUGGAGGGGCACCACGCUGAACAUGGAAGAAAGCCACAAGCUCCAGCUGGCCGACUCGCCCUACAACGCCGACGGCGGGAACUUCUCCUUUGUCCGCACGCCGGGCCUCAAAGACGGCGGCCUUUAUGUCUGUAACGUGCUUCUCAACGACCAUAUUUUCAGCCAGAGGACCUUGCUGAGCGUGUUAAAAGUGAUGGGCCGACGUUUGGGUUCCAAGCUACAGCUAGAGUGCCUGUUCAGCGAAGUUUCCCAAGUCCAAGAGGCCAAGUGGGAGUACCAAAAUAAGAGUCAGCGGCUAACCAUGAGGAAAGGCAGGGGCCCGUCUUUCCUCGGCAACAUCUCCACCGUUCUGCCCUUACCCAUCACCUCAGACACGGCCGGCAACUACACGUGCACCUUACAGCUCAAAAACGGCCAGACCAUCAGCGCCGUGCACAGCGUCAAGCCACAAGAGAGCGCCGUGGCGCCCUCGUCGCACUCUUCUUCCGUCCACCUCCUUCUCCUGGCUUUAUUACUUCUGGUGCCCCUGGUUGCUGCCACUGUGGCUGUGUUGCUAUGGCAACAGAAGCGCAACUGCCGUCAAGGUAUUGAGCAGUCUCUGUCCGUUCACUCGGGUGAGACCGAGAACAUCUACGAGAAUCCCGAAGAUGUCAGACAGGCUCUUCCGCAGGGGUCGGUCUAUAUGGAUUUAAAGUCAAGACAAGAGGAUGUCUACAAGGAACUGGAGCGCUAAGCAAAGAGAAGCAUUACAUCAUGGGUCGCGUGUGUGUAUGUGUGUGUAUAUGUGCGCGCGUGUGUGUGUGCUUUUCGUGUGUCUGCGUGCGUGCGUGUGUGUGCUUUUCAUGUGUGCCCUGGAUUUUUUUUUCACAAAGACUGAAUAUCACUUUGACACUGUGGCACAAUAUGGCAUCACACGCUGACAGGCAACGCUUCGCCGCCUGUGUUGUUCACAUUGCGUGGGCUGUCUGCACGUGUGUGCGUUUGUACGUCUCUAAAGGUGAAAAACACCUUUGGGGGUGGUAUAGCAAGUUUGUCUUUGUGCCCCCUUUUCAGCACUUGAACUGAUCAGCUCCAUGCACGUCACCCUUAUGCUGCUGGCACAUCUGCUCGCCUGCGUGCAUCAGCAGGGGCGGGGGGGACUUUUAUGAGCAGCACAAUAACUGGAUUUUAUAAUUGGAUCUUGGAUAGGCUUGCAAAUGUCACGCAAGUGUUUAAACGUUCUCAAGAGUGGUGCUUAUUUGCUUGUAUGUCAAUAGCCUUGAUCAAAGGGGGAUUUUUUAAACAGACAUAUACUGGGUGUUAGAGGAGAAAUUGUAUGCACUCCCCCCCUUACACACACACACACACAAUUUAAAGCAGUUCUUGUGUUUUGAUAUGUAUAAGUGACAUGCCAUAAUUUUGCUUCAUAAUUAAACACAAUCAUAAAUGA